This is a messenger RNA of Drosophila eugracilis, 2026 nucleotides long. RefSeq names its product prolyl 4-hydroxylase subunit alpha-1. The transcript is spliced from 7 exons. Gene Ontology annotation, cellular component: endoplasmic reticulum. Gene Ontology annotation, biological process: peptidyl-proline hydroxylation to 4-hydroxy-L-proline. The record is from RefSeq and is a predicted model, not a curated record. Lineage: Eukaryota; Metazoa; Arthropoda; Insecta; Diptera; Drosophilidae. Gene Ontology annotation, molecular function: iron ion binding; L-ascorbic acid binding; procollagen-proline 4-dioxygenase activity. The coding region runs from base 438 to 1928 and encodes 496 amino acids.
AGAGAAUCGGUCCUGUUUUAAUCCUUUAUUACAAUAACUGGCCGAGAACAGGACCGAUUCUCUUAGGUAACUUCAAACAAUUGAAAUAUAAACAUUUUUUUAUGAUCCAAAGGUAAUAUUUUUUUCUUUAUAAACAUCGAGGUUUAUAAAGAAAAAAAUAUUACCUUUGGAUCAUACGAAAAUGUUUAUAUUUCAAUUGGUUGAAGUUACCUAACAGAAUCGGUCAUGUUUUAAUCCUUUAUUACAAUAACUGGCCGAGAAUUUUGGACAAGGAAGUAAUUGGCCCAUCUUUUUUCCGUAUUGGACGUGCUGGUUCCCCUCUUCUACAUGUGUUCCUUCACGGAGAAAAUAUAUUUUAAGUCUUACUAAUUCAAUUAGACCGUAACAAAUUUCCAUUUGUAAAUGGACUUAAUCCCAAGUUGAGAAUUCAUUCGUCAAUGGAUUUUAAAAGCGAAAUGUUCAGCUUAAAAUACAUAAUAUUAAUAGGCUAUCUAAGUGCUAGUAUAAUUUCGAUCCAAGGAUUUUCCAAAGCGGUUCCAAAAUUAUCAUAUGCCGCCUCGACAGUGGCACUGAUGAAGCUUUUGGAGGUUGAAGAUGAGCUGGUGGCGAACCUAAAGGGUUUCGUGGAAGCAUUGAACAAAAAACUUCAUUUACUGGAACAAUCCCUAUUAACUAUGAAUUCUGAACACAUCGAAAUGAAAAAGGACUAUGAAACGUUCUUGGGAAAUCCCGUGAAUAGCUUUCGACUUAUACAUCGCCUACAUACGAGUUGGGAGAAAUGGCAUCAAUAUGCCUUUAAGACCCAUAAGGAUGCAUUAGUAUAUAUUGAGAAGGCGCAUCUUUUGAGAACGCGCUUACCCACUUCAUUGGAUUUAGAAGACGCCUGUCGGGGCAUUGAUGAGCUGAUGUCCUUUUAUGAUCUCAAACCUGGCGAACUAGCAGUUGGUAAUUUGGCAGGAUAUUUGAAGCUUGAGACAGCACUGUCAGGACUUGAUUGCUUAGCUCUGGGAGAGUUCAGCAUCCGAAAUCGAAAGGAAGAUCUGGCCAAAGCUUGGUUUGUGAACUCUUUGGCUCAACUCACAAAUGACACACAUCACAGUUACUCAGUUCACGAGGCGUUGGGAGUACUCCUGAUAAAUGAUGGAAAUCUAACUGGUGCCUCUAAUCACUUCCAAGAAAAGCCAAGAGGAGUAAGAGAAAAUAGUGUACAUACACAUUUUAAGGGUGUGUUAGCCACCAACCGGAAUUGCAGUGCUGUUGUCCAGAAACCAAGUCGACUACACUGUCGCUACAACAGCAGCACGACGACCUUUGCGCGGAUUGCCCCUCUGAAAAUGGAGGAACUUAGUACAGAUCCUUAUAUGGUGUUUUUCCACGAUGUGAUUUUCGACAGCGAAAUCGAUUCGAUUCUGAACUCAAGUGCUUUUACCUUAUCCCUUGUUGAUGACGGUCAGAAAUCAGAUAUUAGAUCAUCAAAAGACUCAUACAUCGGGCAAGUCGCAAAAUUGGAGGAACGUGUAAGUGAUAUGACCGGUCUAAGUAUGGCGGGAAGCGAAGAGUUCUCGCUGAUUAACUACGGCUUAGGUGGUCACUAUAUAUUGCACCAUGACUACCAUGACAUAACGGAUAAAAACCGACCAACUCAUGGGGAGCGCAUAGCAACUGUUUUAUUUUACCUGGGUGACGUUGACUCGGGUGGCGCAACGAUCUUCCCGCUAAUGAAUAUUACAGUUACGCCCAAAAAGGGAUCGGCGGUCUUCUGGUACAAUCUUCACAACUCGGGAGCUAUGCAUAGUAAAACCCUGCACUCAGCCUGUCCAGUGAUUAGUGGUUCUAAAUAUGUGCUCACAAAAUGGAUAAACGAAUUGCCCAACCUGUUUUUGGUUCCAUGCAUGAAAAAUUCAAACCUUCACCCGAAAAAUAGAUAAUUCAAUAAUCCGGUAAAAUCUGAUUUAUCAAGUAGUGUUAUACUGAUUUCGAAAAACAUGUUUUUUAAUAUUAACUAAUAUUAUAUAAACUAAGAACU